CUCUUCCUCCUUUUCUACCUUUAAUUUGAUGCAAACUUUCCAAUCCAUAAAAUCUCCCUCACAAGCCAAACAUCAUUUUAAUUAUUAUUCUCUGCAUAUGGAAUCAAGAACAAGCUCUCUCAUCCCCAUUGAAUUAACCAUCUUGAACGCAGAGAAUCUGAUCGUGAAAGGGAAACCAUUACGAAGAAACAACAACAACAACAACGACGCUGCUUACGUAGUUGUUCACGCACAGUGUUCUUCCACAAAACACUACCCUUCAUGGAACGAGAAGUUCUCAAUGGAGGUUGAACCCGCCACCUGCAGGUUCAUUAGCAUUGAGGUUCGGCGCAAGAAAUGGUUGGGUUACAGUUCUGGAAGCGUGGCAAUGGCUCACGUUCCGGUGUCUGAGUUAUUUGGAGCACAGUUUUUGAGUUACAGGCUUUGGGAUAAGAAGGGUGACAGAAACGGGAUCAUUGAUUUCUCGGUGAGGUUGGAAGCAGCAAAGAGAACGGAACAAGUGCCAAUGCGUGAAAAUGAAGAGCCUGUAACUGGGGUUCCACUUUUCUGGGGUAAUCAUCGCUACCCUACAAAUAUUAGAUUGAACAACAUAUAAUCAUAUAAUGUAAUUUAAUUUAGUUUUUCAUGUAACUGGUACUAUAUUAUUAGAUAUUACGAAGUUAAACCAACUUGGUAAAGUUUGUCCUAAUCUGUUUGCUCG
Molecule: messenger RNA, 700 nt
Organism: Arachis duranensis
Lineage: Eukaryota; Viridiplantae; Streptophyta; Magnoliopsida; Fabales; Fabaceae
Product: BON1-associated protein 2-like
Exons: 2
Coding region: 29-595 (188 amino acids)
Source: RefSeq, a predicted model, not a curated record